GGCCGGGCAGGGGGCCUGGGCAUCCGCCGGCUGCAGCGGUCCCGAGGGAGGCACCAUCAGGCACCGAGCGAUCCCCAGGCCCGGGGGACAGGCAGCCAUGCCCCAGGCCCGGGCGUGUGGCACCCCGGAGAGCAGAAAACCCCCUGAGGAAAGGCCGCCGACCCCGGGCAACGGCACCGCCAACGGCUGACGCCCGCCGCCAGCGCGCGCCACCGGGCGGCCGCCUCAGCCCGGCGCCGAGCAGCUCCACGGCGGGAGCCGCCGCUGCCGAAAGCGGAGCUGCGACAGGCCCGCGGCCGCGCUGGGCGGCGGAGGGCGGCAGAGCCGCCCCCUCGCUAAGGGCUGCUGCACAGAGGCGACCGCGGCCCGCCCCGCUGUCCCCGGCGCACAGGGGCGUCGCGGGGCUCCCGGCGGGCAGGCAGCGGCGGCGGACUCCAUUUCCCGUGGCGCAGCGCAGGCGGCCGGGGGCGGCGCAGGCGCAGGUCGUGCUGGUGGCUGGGCCGGCGGCGGGCGCCGCGGCCGGGGCCAUGAGCCGUCGGUGCGCGGUGCAGCGGAAGGUGCCGUGUUUGUUCGUGACCGAGGUGAAGGAGGAGCCGUCGGCCAAGCGGGAGCGCCAGCCAUUUAAAGUUUUGGCAACUGAAACUAUAACUGGGAAGGCGUUAGAAGCAGAUAUAUACAAUGCAAUUCCUACUGAAAAGGUGGACGGAACCUGCUGUUAUGUAACUACCUAUAAAGGGCAACCCUAUCUAUGGGCCAGGCUGGAUCGAAAACCCAACAAACAAGCUGAAAAAAGGUUUAAACGAUUCUUGUAUUCAUUGGAAGAUUGCAAAGAAUUUGUUUGGAAUGUUGAAGAGGAUUUCAGGCCUGUUCCAGAUACCUGGAUUCCAGCAAGGGACAUAGAGUUCUCUAACGGCAAUCCUUUGCCCGAUGAAAAUGGACAUAUGCCAGGUUGGGUGCCUGUGGAGAAGAAUAGUAAGCAGUAUUGCUGGCACUCAUCUGUUGUAAAUUAUGAGGCUGAGAUAGCGCUGGUAUUGAAACACCACGCUGAGCCAGGACUUCUGGAAAUCAGUCCGGUACCAUUAUCAGAAAUUUUAGAACAAACAUUGGAGCUUAUUGGGACUAAUAUUAAUGCAAAUCCAUAUGGAUUAGGAAGCAAGAAGCAGCCUGUACAUCUUCUUGUACCGCAUGGAGCAUUUGAAAUAAAGAAUCCACCCGCUUUGAAACAAAAUGACAUAGUGUCUUGGUUUGAAGGCUGCAGUGAGGGUAAAGUUGAAGGAAUUGUGUGGCACUGCCAUGAUGGGUGUUUAAUCAAGCUCCAUCGCCAUCAUCUUGGUUUACGCUGGCCACUUGCCGAGACAUACCUGAAUUCUCAGCCCGUUGUAAUUUCUUUUAAUAGAACUAAAUAUGACUGUGACUUUGAACCAAAGAGUUUGUUUCACCAUUUUUCAAACUUGGAUGGGCAAAGAUUUGACAGACUCAAAGAUAUCAAGUUUGAUGCUUGAAAUGAUUUUUCUCUCAAGUUAAUUGUCGUUUGUGCUGCAUUCCUCUUACCCGUGUCUACCACAGAACUCUUUACAAAUAAUCUUCUCUCUUAGGCAGCAGCCUAGGUAUUGUGCGAUUUUAAGUUUUUCCUAAGUAAGUGACUAAUCUUAUAUAAAGAGAGAUCCGACGUUCAGAGCAGAGAUCCAGCUUUCAGCAUGUUUAAUUUCAGUUCUGAAAAAUCCUUAACUUUUGAACACAUUUCUGGAAACUGUUAUAAUUGUUGUCUAACACUGGCUGGUCCUAAUAGCUUAGCUAAUGAAUGCAGUCAACUGUAAAAGUUCCAUAGGUUGCACUUCUAUAAAUAUAAUAAUUAUGACACUGUUAUAUGUAGGAAUCAGAUUUAGGAUCUAGUUGUUUUUUAACAGUAAAGGACAUAUUUCAGGUGGGACCAGAAUUAGUUCUGAAAUUUGAUUUUUUUUUUUAAAAGUUGUAACAAUUUCUUUUUUGGGGGGGAACUUUUCACUGUAUUAUUUAACUGGUAAGCUGCAGCAUUAUCCUAUUACUUGAAAAUCUAAUUAAACUACAUCCUACAGGUAAUUCCACUACUUUGGGACAAAAAGAGUAAAUAACAGAGAGUAUACUACUUCUAUUAUGGAGAUCCGUAGUAAUUAGAGAGAGAUAUGUCUUGGCUUAACAAUACCCAUUUUCAGAGUGCACAUCAAUUAGGAAACUUCAUCAAGGGCAUAUUAAAUAAGAUGGCAUAUAAAUAAUAAAGGUGAGAACAAGGGA
Molecule: messenger RNA, 2271 nt
Organism: Chroicocephalus ridibundus (black-headed gull)
Lineage: Eukaryota; Metazoa; Chordata; Aves; Charadriiformes; Laridae
Gene: RLIG1
Product: RNA 5'-phosphate and 3'-OH ligase 1
Exons: 7
Coding region: 528-1502 (324 amino acids)
Biological process (GO): response to reactive oxygen species
Molecular function (GO): RNA ligase (ATP) activity
Source: RefSeq, a predicted model, not a curated record